AGAGAUAUAAAGGCUAAUCAACAGGUGUGUUUUCCCUCUAAAAGGAGUCAGGCUUGGAAAUCUAAGGAUUCCACCAUGACGGUCUCCUACACGCUCAAGGUUGCCAACGCUAAGUUUGGAGGUUUCUCGAAGCUGCUCUUCAGAUGGAAAGGAAGCAUUUACAAGCUUCUCUACAGAGAAUUUCUGGUUUUCUGCUUACUUUACACCUUCAUCAGUAUUCUGUACAGGUGUGUGCUCAAUAACAAUCAACAGGAGAUAUUCGGGAGACUAGCACGCCAUUGUAACAAGUUUGCCAAACUCAUCCCUAUGUCAUUUGUUCUUGGGUUCUACGUCACUCAGGCAUUUCAGCGCUGGUGGGGUCAGUACACCAGCUUUCCUCUGCCUGAUAACCUGAUGAUGGUUGUCUCUGGAAACGUCCAUGGUACAGAUGAAAGAGGUCGUCUGUUGAGGAGAACUCUGAUGAGAUACGCUAACCUGUCAUCUGUCCUCAUACUGCGUUCCAUCAGCACACGAGUGCGCAAGAGGUUCACAACUCUGGAGGACAUUGUGGAGGCAGGAUUCAUGACCACAGAUGAGCUCAGGAAACUAAACCAUCUGUACUCUGAUUUCAACAAAUACUGGAUGCCGCUCGCAUGGUUUGCCAACCUGGCGUCUCAGGCCAGAAAAGAAGGGCGCGUGAAAGAUGACAUAGCCUUGCGUCUGCUAAUGGAUGAGUUAAAUAACUAUAGAUCAAAAUGCAGCAUGCUCUUCCACUAUGACUGGAUCAGCAUUCCCUUGGUGUACACACAGGUGGUGACAGUGGCCGUGUACUCCUUCUUUACAUUUUGCCUUAUUGGGAGGCAGUUUGUGAAGCCUGCGUCUUCUGAGGAACACCUAGACCUGUACAUCCCCAUUUUCACUUUACUGGAGUUCUUCUUUUACGCGGGCUGGUUAAAGGUGGGGGAACUUAUCAUCAACCCGUUUGGAGAAGAUGACGAUGAUUUUGAAACCAACCAACUCAUAGAUCGAAACAUUCAGGUUUCUAUGCUAGCUGUAGAUGACAUGCACCAAAAUCUCCCCCCUCUCGAGAAGGACAAAUACUGGGUGGAUAAAGGUCCUUCAUAUCCUUCAGCUUCUAUGAAACCUGUUUUUAUGGGUUCUACACAUGACAUGAGGAUACUUGAGGAUGAUCUUGAGGAAUGUGUGUCAACCCCAAAGACACAGAUGCUUGCCAUUAACGUGUGGCCGACUACACACAAAGCUAAAAAGUCGAAAAGGAGUUUGCAACAAUUAUGUAUUUGCUGCAGAGCUAAAGGUGAGGAUGAGUGCUCUAGACUUGAACCUUCCAAGAGCAGCGUCCAUUCAACACAACAAAACAAGACUGCUCAACACAGCUGCCAAGAAAAACUCUUGGGGUCACUGGAAACUACAGGACCAGCAAACUGAGACCUAAAAGGCAAAUGUGUAAAUGUCCUGUCAGAUUUUACUUGCAUUUGUAAGGAUACUCAUCAUUUCAAACUACUGUUUAAAUUAGAGGUGCCCAAUCCUGUUCCUGGAGAUAUACCUUCCUGCAGAGUUCAGCUCCAACCCCGAUUAAACAGCUAAGAUCUAAAGGUGCGGUCACACUUGACUUUUCUUCCCAUAGACUUCCAUUCAUACGCACGCGAAUGCGUCAGACCGGAAACGCGGAGUCAUGCGUCGAGUUUCGCAGGUUGCUGCUGUGCAAAGUUCAAGCUUGGUGAACUCUGACCUGCGAAAUCGCAUCACUUGACUGCAUGAGACCACUUGAGGAUCAAAACAUGACCUCUCUGGACAGAAAUUUAAAACAUGGAGCUAUCGCUCGCUUUUUUAAUGUCUAAUCAUCAUGUUAAUCCCGUCCCUUUUCGCAGCGCCGCACGACAGAAUUUCGCACACACAAAGCCCGGUGUGACCGUAGCUUAAUGGAUCACAGGGUAGUAAUUAAAUACAGGUGUGUUUGAUCAAGGAUGCAGAUAGGAAAAAAGAUCUCCAGGUACAGGAUUGAGCACCUGUUUUAAAUGUUUAGUGUCAGUAAAUACAUUUUAAAUGAAAGAUUCCUGUUUUCAAAGAAACUUUCUUCUAAAUAAUUAACAAUGGAAAAUGUUACAUAUAAAAUAUCAAACAAAACAUCAUUGAUAAAAAAUAAAAAUUUGUAAAUUUACUUCACAAUGGAGCAAAGGCUUCUGAGGAUACUUUUGCUGUCACUAGAAUGAAUAAAAACAAGUUAUCUUAAAUAAAUGCAGCCUCGCAGUUGCUCCCCCCACCGCUUUGAUUAAAAUGUACUUGCUUGACUUUACCCAGUUAUUUAACUGACAAUGAACAGCACUUAACUCAAUAAUUAUUAGAGUUCAUUGACAUUUAUACAGACUUUCAAUGUUAAAAAAAAAAAAAAAAAACAUCCGUUAAAUACUUAAUUGACUCAAUUACAAACGGAGUGAAAGACCUAAAAAAAACUUUUCCAUUGGAAUUUUCUCCAAGCCCUCAGAUAGAACUAUAAACUGUACAAUUUUCAGAAAAUGUACACAAGAACUCUACUACUUCUACAUACAAAAUGAAAGAGCACUUUGAGCACUUGUGGGUUUUUUCUAGGAGGUUAUAACCAGUUAAUGCAGUACUAAAACAGCUGCCUAACUUUCUCAAUCCUCCUUUUAGAAUUGAAUGUAGUUCAUUGAGCUGUUAUACUUAAAGCAUAAAGACAGG
Messenger RNA from Danio aesculapii, 2697 nucleotides. RefSeq names its product bestrophin 4 (gene best4). The transcript is spliced from 10 exons. The record is from RefSeq and is a predicted model, not a curated record. Bases 76 to 1425 code for a protein of 449 amino acids. Gene Ontology annotation, molecular function: chloride channel activity. NCBI's taxonomy places the organism in Eukaryota, Metazoa, Chordata, Actinopteri, Cypriniformes, Danionidae.